Bombus huntii is the source of this 4798-nucleotide messenger RNA. RefSeq names its product phosphoribosylformylglycinamidine synthase (gene Pfas). The record is from RefSeq and is a predicted model, not a curated record. Gene Ontology annotation, molecular function: phosphoribosylformylglycinamidine synthase activity. Lineage: Eukaryota; Metazoa; Arthropoda; Insecta; Hymenoptera; Apidae. The transcript is spliced from 19 exons. Bases 603 to 4580 code for a protein of 1325 amino acids. Gene Ontology annotation, biological process: 'de novo' IMP biosynthetic process.
UUCUAUUGUGCAAUUCGAUUAUUUUAUUUGCGUUUAAAAUAUUUUUGACAAUAAUAUUCUUCCAUAGAACUUUAUACCCUUGUUUCCUUUUGUUACAUGUUUACGAAAAUGUAUUUUUCUUUUUGUUUAUAGCUAGUACGAUAACGUCUGUUUUGUAAAACAUGACGUAAAUAUAAUCCAAAUAUUAUUAUUAGUUUCGUUUAAAGAUUUUAAAUGGUAUCAAUAUCUAUAUUUCAUAAUCAAAAAUAUUCAAAAGUAUUUAAUUUUAAUUUAUUUUUAACAAUAAAAAAUACAAUUGAAAUAUAUAAUUUCAGUAGAAACAGAGAAUACUAUAUUGAGUAACAUGCUCUUUUGACCUCAACUCAUAUUUUUGAUAUUAUUGUUAUGAUACAAGCAUACUAUUUUGCAAUUAUUACACUGAUAAAUUGAGAUAAUUCAGUGACUCGCUUGCCAGUUCACUCUAGGGGGUCUUAAUAAUUGUAAUUAAUUAUCAGUUUAAUAUAUCAUAUUAUAUUGUCACGUUUACUACUCUUAUCCUUUUGUAUUGUGUUUUUUAAUUCUUUUAUGUACUUUAUCAUUUUGUAAUUCUCAGUUUUUAGAUCAUGGAUAUUAUAAGGUUCUACAAAGUACCUGGUUUAAAGUCAGGUCAAUUUAAAAGCAAAUUUAACAGUCUUGUUCAAAUAACAAAUCUGAUUAGUGGUUUGGAAACUGAAUUGUGUUACUAUAUUGAAGUUAAAGAACCUCUGAGUGAAGAAGAAUUGGCAAUCUUAAAAUGGAUUUUAACUCCUCCUUUGGAAUCACAAAGUUUGAAGAAUUCCAGUGCAUUUGAUAAAAAAUUAAAUAACUGCUUUAUUAUUGAAAUUGGACCAAGAUUGAAUUUUUCUACAGCAUUUUGUAGCAAUGCUGUAUCAAUUUGUAGAUCUGUGUAUUUAGACAAAGUAACAAGAAUUGAAGCAGCAACUAGAUACUGUAUUAAAUACAAUGGAGUAAUUGAUAAAGAAAUUGAAGAUGCUAUAACAGAUGUACUGCAUGACAAGAUGACUGAAUGUAGAUAUAUGAAACCAAUAGAAACUUUUGAUCAUGGAUUUAGACCAGAAAAUUGGUUUGAAGUUAAUGUCUUGGGAGAUGGAAGAAUAGCAUUAGAAAAAGUAAAUUCGAAACUGGGUUUAGCAUUUGACAAUUGGGACUUAGAUUUUUACACAGAUCUAUUUCUUAAUAAAUUAAAGCGCAAUCCAACUAGUGUGGAGUGCUUUGAUUUAGCACAAUCUAAUAGUGAACACAGUCGUCACUGGUUUUUCAAAGGUCAAAUGAUUGUUGAUGGUGAAAAGAUGAAACAAUCUUUAAUCGAUAUGAUUAUGGAGACACAAAAAUAUUCCAAUCCAAACAAUACGAUUAAAUUUAGUGAUAAUAGUAGCGCAAUUAAGGGCUUUCAAACAAAAGUUCUACGGCCAAUGAAGACUUACACAUGUAGUCCUUUCUGUUUGGAAAAUGUAGAUCAAGAUUUGAUAUUCACUGCAGAGACUCAUAAUUUCCCAACUGGGGUUGCUCCAUUUAGUGGAGCUACAACUGGAACUGGAGGAAGAUUGAGAGAUAUUCAAGGAAUUGGUAGGGGAGGAUAUUACAUUGCUGGAACGGCCGGUUAUUCCGUUGGUAAUUUGCAUAUUCCAGGCUAUAAUUUACCAUGGGAGGAAAAGAAUCUACAAUAUCCCAACAAUAUGGCUUCUCCAUUAGAAAUUAUAAUUGAAGCCAGCAAUGGAGCAUCCGAUUAUGGCAAUAAAUUUGGAGAACCAGUCAUAUCUGGUUUUGCUCGUUCAUUCGGUAUGACGGAUGAAGUUGGUGUGCGACGUGAAUGGAUUAAACCCAUAAUGUUUAGUGGAGGAUUGGGUACCAUGGAUGCCAAUAUGUCUCAAAAAAUUUUGCCACAGAAGGGUAUGGAAGUCAUUAAAAUUGGUGGUCCUGUUUAUAGAAUAGGCGUAGGAGGUGGUUCAGCUAGUUCUAUUGAGGUGCAAGGUGAUAAUAAAUCAGAAUUAGAUUUCGGAGCCGUACAAAGAGGUGAUCCUGAGAUGGAACAAAAAUUGAAUAGAGUUGUUCGUGCUUGCACUGAGAUGGGACAGCAAAACCCAAUACUUAGUAUACAUGAUCAAGGAGCUGGAGGCAAUGGCAACGUCCUAAAAGAAUUAGUAGAACCAACGGGUGCAGUAAUCUUCACAAAGAAAUUUGACUUAGGCGAUCCAAGCAUUAGUACAUUGGAAUUAUGGGGUGCCGAAUAUCAAGAAAACGACGCAAUUCUUUGCAAAUCAGAAAGCAGUAAUUUACUUAACGAAAUAGCAGCGCGAGAAAAGUGUCCCAUAAAUUUUGUAGGGAUUGUCACAGGAAAUGGGAAAAUCAUUCUUUCAGAAGAGGAUAAUUGUGAUUCAUCGAAAUAUCUAAAUGAGAAUUACGAAUAUAAAUCGAGGCACCCAGUCGAGUUAGAUUUAGAAUUAGUACUUGGAAAAAUGCCUCAAAAGUCUUUUAAUCUGCAAAGACAAGUAACUCAGUUACCUGCUAUCAAGUUGCCCGUAAAUCUAACUGUACAAGGUAUCUUAGAAAGAGUCCUACGAUUGCCUUCAGUAGCAAGCAAACGAUAUUUAACUAACAAAGUUGAUCGUUGUGUUACUGGACUAAUUGCACAACAGCAAUGCGUUGGUCCUCUGCAUACUCCCCUUGCCAAUGUUGCUGUGACAGCAAUAUCUCAUUUCUCUACGGUUGGUAUAGCAACUUCUAUCGGAGAACAACCGAUAAAAGGCCUCGUAAAUCCAGCAGCUGGAGCCCGUAUGACUGUAGCAGAAGCGUUGAGUAACUUAGUUUUUGCACAGAUUUCAAAUAUACAGGACGUUAAAUGCAGCGGAAAUUGGAUGUGGGCUGCUAAAUUACCCGGAGAAGGUGCAGCUUUAUAUGAUGCAUGUUCUGCUAUGUGUUCAAUUAUGAAUGAAUUAGGAAUCGCAAUUGAUGGAGGAAAGGAUUCUCUUAGCAUGGCUGCACGAAUUGGGGAGGAUGUCGUCAAAGCGCCUGGUACACUUGUGAUUUCUUGCUAUGCUCCUUGUCCCGACAUACGACAAGUUGUAACACCCGAUUUAAAAGCUCCUGCAGCUGGAAAAAAUGGUUACAUAUUAUUUUUAGAUUUAUCAAAUGGAAAAAGUCGAAUUGGUGGCACAGCUUUGGCUCAGGUUUAUAAAUCCCUCGGAAACGAAGUUCCAGAUGUACAACGCGUUGACAUGUUAAAGAAUGCUUUCAAAGCUAUUCAACAAUUAAUUGCAGAGGGAAAAGUACUAGCAGGUCAUGAUAUUAGCGAUGGUGGACUUAUUACAUGCCUGCUUGAAAUGUGCUUUGCUGGUAUAUCUGGAAUGAACGUGAAUAUUUCUCAUAAAUCAGGAUCUCCUAUUGAAAUUUUAUUCACCGAAGAAGUAGGAUGGAUACUAGAAAUUGAUUCAAUAAAUUACAAUUAUGUUUUGGAAGUAUUUAACCAGUUUGAUGUUCCUGUAUAUUUAAUUGGACGAUCGGAAGGAUUUGGAUUGUCAUCGAAAAUAAAAGUUCAAGUACAAGAGAAGAUUUUUCUGGAAUCAACAGUAUUACCGCUAAUGAGUCUAUGGGAAGAGACGAGUUAUCAAUUAGAAUGUCGACAAACGAAUGUUGAAUGUGCACUUCAAGAAUUCAGUGGAUUACAAGAUAGAACUGCACCAUGCUAUAAAUUAACAUUUAAUCCUGACGUUAGAUCUACGGCAAUUUACAAACAUUUAUCUUCAAACAUUCCAGUUGCUGUAAUAAGAGAGGAAGGCAUAAAUGGUGAUAGAGAAAUGGCAGCAUCUUUGAUAGAUGCGGGUUUCGAAGUUUGGGAUGUUACAAUGCAAGACUUGUUAAAAGAUAAAGUCACAUUCGAUAGAUUCAGAGGAGUUGUAUUCCCUGGUGGUUUUAGCUAUGCAGAUGUUUUGGGUUCUGCUAAAGGAUGGGCUGCGAGUCUUUUAUUCCAUCCAUCUCUUCAAAAACAAUUAAAAUCAUUUAUUUCUCGAAAAGAUACGUUUAGUUUAGGAGUUUGCAAUGGAUGCCAAUUAAUGUCUUUGUUAGGAUUGAUAGGAAAUGAAGACGAUGAUAUUAAAGAACCAGAUAUUUUUCUAAGUCAUAAUGUAUCGGAAAGAUUCGAAUGUCGGUGGAGUACUGUUAGAAUUGAUAAAUCGCCAUCGAUUAUGUUAAAUGGAAUGGAAAAUAGUGUCUUAGGUGUAUGGGUCGCUCACGGUGAAGGAAGGUUUACGUUUAGAAAUAAUGAGGUUUUACAGAAACUAAAGGAAAGUCAUUGCUUGGCUAUUAAAUAUACUGAUGAUUAUGGUAAUCCAACCGAACGAUAUCCACUUAAUCCUAAUGGAAGUACAGAGGGUAUUGCUGGUAUCUGCUCUGCGAAUGGACGACACUUAGCAAUGAUGCCACAUCCUGAACGCUGUUCACAAAUAUGGCAAUGGCCUUGGAAACCCUCUAAUUGGGAAUAUACUAUUUCGCCAUGGCAACGCAUUUUCGACAAUGCAUACGCGUGGUGUGUAACAAAAGAUUGAGACAAUAACUUUUUUUUAUAAUAUCUUGCAUUAAUGCAGUCACUGUGUAAAUAAUGUAAUCAUAUAUUUUCUAAAUAAUCUAUAUCACGUUGUUUAACAAAUCAUAGAGUAUUACAGAUUACAAAAUUCUUUAUUUCCUACUUUCUUAACAAAGUAUGGUAACGUUCUUUUAUCAAAUAUUACAAAAAGAGAAGUAAAUUACAGAUUAAAUUCGUUAA